This is a messenger RNA of Cutaneotrichosporon oleaginosum, 1203 nucleotides long. RefSeq lists its product as uncharacterized. The record is from RefSeq and is a predicted model, not a curated record. NCBI's taxonomy places the organism in Eukaryota, Fungi, Basidiomycota, Tremellomycetes, Trichosporonales, Trichosporonaceae.
AUGGACCAACGUCGAAGUAUUCUUGUGUUCCUCGACGAAGUCCGAGCGGCUAAUCAGCCAGUAACGUCUCACAAUAUCUUGAUGUUGGCGCGUGCCGAGGAACUACGAGUCGGCGUCGACUUGAAUCUGAAUGGGUGGAAGCUGGAUCGGUUGAACUACGUUGCCUUCAUUGUGAAGGUGCCCAUCAGGCCAAACGCCAAAAUUGACAUCCUGCCGAACCCUCUGCGCCCCUUUGUCCCGGGCGAGGAGUCACCCCCUUCUAUCGGACCCAGGCGAGUCGACAGCAUCGCCGCAAGUUUCGGAUUUGACGACAAGACCGCCUCCGAGUUGGGUCAGCAGAAGACACUGAGCGUCAUCCCUGCCAAUCUCUCCCGCACCGUAAUGUACAACGAACUGGUGCACAUCGCCUCCAAGUGCGGAGUGAAACCUGACAAGGAUGUACCGGAAACGGUUCUCGUACUCAACGGUUUCUUCCAAUCUGCGACCAUGUCACGCCUGUUUCGUCGGACACUCACCAAGAAAACGCAGUACAUGUCCAUUGGCGCGGACCUCAACUCGCUGAUCUCUCGCUGGGCUUUGCGGCCCAUUUGGAAGACAGGAGGACUGGUGACGUUUUCACCUACCUUUUUCCUCUUCCAGCACGACCGCCUCAAUGAUAUCAUGAAGGUUGUUCGCUCGGCGCCCAACUGGGCGGCGUACAUCGUUCCCACGACGCUGUUAUACGUCGAUGAGGCGAUUGAACAGAACAAGGCGCUCGACCCUAACAGUGCCUUCGCUGCGCUUACGCGGGCACUCUUUUUGGAUGACAAUAACCGGCGAAUAGCGGGUGAAAUAUCCUCGGACACAGGCGGCAUCGUUGUCUCAGCAGCGCCGCCGCUCCUGGCGCUGAAACAGCCUUGCGAGAAGUGGGUGAAAUGGCUCGACGACAUCUUCGCGUGCACCGAACAUGCGCCACUGCUUGACCUCUGCCGCCAGUGGGCCCGGACGUGGGGCCACCGACAAACGGGUCUCACAAUCGAGGAAGUUGAGAAGAUUUCAAUUGGUGACAUGAUAAAAAUGCGCACCCUGCCACACGUCGUUCCCUAUCGCCGCUGCAUCUACGUGGGCAGCAUCAACGACGACCUCAUCCGCGAGGCGCACGCGAGUGGCAUCGACGUUAUCUCACCCGACGCAUUCUUCUCGACGUAUAUGGCCUCGGUGUAA